Parnassius apollo (apollo) is the source of this 2079-nucleotide messenger RNA. NCBI's taxonomy places the organism in Eukaryota, Metazoa, Arthropoda, Insecta, Lepidoptera, Papilionidae. The record is from the annotation of a GenBank genome assembly.
AUGAAUGAUUCUCCAAUAAAUAUAUUUUGGACGUUUAGUAGCAGUAGCAAGGAAGGCAACAGUAUCGGUAAUGCCACAGCUUCUUAUGAGAGAGAGGAAGAUGGUGCACCUGUCACCAUGAACCGGGAGAACGUGUCAACAAAGAUUGCAGCUGGCAUGGAUCGAUGGCAGAAUACACUAGAAGAAAUGAUUCAUUUGCGGUCUUCGAAUAACCAAGCUUUUAAAGAUAACUAUUGGGCACAAAACGGCUUCGAUGAACUUCGUCGUUAUGUCAAACAAGGGAGCGACUUUAGCAAAGAAUUGGCGGCAAUACUUCAAGAAAGGAUUGAAGCGGAGAUUUACUAUUCCAAAUGUCUCGCAAAACUUGGCACGAAGUUAAGCAAGGCAUGUAAAGAGAGUGUCGGUUCCUGUGCAGAUGCGUGGAAACACGUCGCUAUAGAAAUGGAAAAACGUUCGGAAAUACAUAGAAACUACUCCAGUGCCUUGGCUGAAGAGUUAGUGAAACCAAUGAAAAACAUUAUCGAUAAUCAACUUAAAUUGAGAAAAAAGAUCGAGGGAAAUGUGGACAAAACGACACGUGCUCUUACUGACUGGAGAACAGCCGAAGCGAAGUCGAAACGCCAAUCACACGCAGCGGCGAGGGAGAACGAAAAAUUGCAAGACGCCGUUUUGGAUAUUAGCCGCAUGUCACGCAGCUCAAGCGUUGGACAUAUUCCACACUCGAUCCUGAGUACGGCCCGAGCGGAACGAUUGGCUAACUCUACAAGCGAGCGAGACGCCGCAAAGCUACAAGUUAAGAAGAGGAAGACUGAAGACGCUGUUAAAAAGACUGAAGUUGAGUAUUAUAAUGUAUGCGUUCAAGCGGAACGAGCGAGAUUAGAAUGGGAGACAAGUGUUGUGAAAGGUGCUGGGAUGCUAGAAUCUCUCGAGGAAGAGAGACUUGCUCAGUUGAAGAGCUCAGCCGAUUGCUAUUUAAGGUUGACGGCGGCGGUGCCGCCCCAGCUAGCGGAGGUAACAAAUGCAUUAGUAAGUCCCAUAAAAAACGCAAACGCUAAUGUUGAUAUGCGAGUAGUUCGCGGAGUGAGAUCGUCGCCGACUGGAGCGAGCGAACAACUUUUGCCCGACUUUUACUGCGAACAUACGACUCUCGCGAUGAACAGGGAACGCCGUAAGCAAGCAUUAUUAAAAAUUUUGCAAUUAGUAAAACAAGACAUAGAUCGAGAACGCAAGUCCAAGCAGGGAUUGGAGAAACUCUCUAUGGCUAUGAAACAAACACCAACAUUUGGUAAUGAUGAUUCUCAACAGAAUGUUGCAGACAAACUAUAUCACAUGAGGUCAAUGCUAACAUAUUUAGAAGCGGUUCGGUAUAAAAUAUCAGCCAGUCUAAGUGAACUUGAUAACAGGUCUCCAGUGCAACAUCCCCUCGCCACCCAUAUACAAAUUAUUAGAGACAAACAAGGACUUCAGCAGAGCAUCCUUAAAGUGCCUCCAUGGCUUCAAGAAGACUAUCAAAAUGAGGUGAACAAAAACCUACAACCCAACUAUACGGCUUUGACGAAAAGCGUAAACGGUGCUGAAGAACGGGAGAGACGCGACUCCAUCAUGAGCAGGGCGUCGAGUAAACUUCGCAUAGAGCAUUUAUCGUUUAAAAAGAACACAGAUAAUAAGAGUGCGUCGGUCUGUGCAGAUUUACCAACUCCUCCGUUAAAAAGUUUGGCACCACAAAUACCACCGCCGCCAGAAAGCCCGUUGGAUUGGAGUGAACGCGGUGCUGGAGAUGGACUGUCCAAUCAACAUGACAGUGACUUUGACGAAUUUUCGUCACAGACCGAUAGCUCAACGGACCUGACUGAUAUUGGAAAGAGUGACAGUAACGGGGAAGCAGCGCAAAAGUUUAUAGGUCGAUGUCGCGCUCUCUACUCCUAUGAAGCGAGGCUGGACGAUGAAUUAACUCUAUCACCAGGUGAUAUUAUAAAUAUCCACGAAAAACAAGACGAUGUGUGGUGGACAGGAGACCUCAACGGGUGUUACGGCAUAUUUCCAUCCUCGUAUGUUGAAGAAAUCACUACUUGUAUAUGA